AUGUCGAUGCCAAUACUUGUGGCUCUGGGUGCUUUUGCCCUCCUCUUUCUCAGAUUUUUGUUCACAUUUGUCCAAAACCAUCGCUUUGCCAAAGCGCAUGGCUGUCAAGAGGCACGGCAACAGCCACAGUUCGAGCGCAUCAUCGGCUACGAUAGCUUCAAACGUCAGGUCGCAAUGUCCAAAGCCAAGCAGAUCCUUCCAGAUGGAUUCCAACGUUUCGAGGACGUGGGCGACACCUUUUCCCUCGUUUCGAUGGGCAGGAAGUUCUGGUUCACGAGAGAGCCAGAGAACGUCAAGGCAGUUCUUGCCACCAACUUCAAGGACUUCGGGAUUGGGCGGAGAUUCAGGGCCAUGGGACCAUUGUUGGGACAAGGAAUAUUUACCAGUGAUGGUGCGCUCUGGGAACAUUCGCGUGCCCUUGUACGUCCCAGCUUUACCAAAAGCCAAGUAGCGGACCUCGAUACAUUCGAGACGCAUAUCCAGCGUUUUAUCGAGAAGAUCCCUCACGAUUACUCGACCAUCGAUCUUCAAGCUCUGUUCUUCCAGCUAACACUGGACAGCGCCACUGAGUUUCUCUUUGGAGAGUCCGUGGAUGUUCUACGUAGCCCGCCAGGAUCCGAGCAGCAGCUUUUCGGCCUUUCUUUUGACUACGCACAGAAGGAGGUUACGCAACGAACGAGACUUGGACCCUUCGUCUGGUUUUAUCGAAAUAAAGAAUUCGAUAUUGCCUGUAAGCGGGUACAUAACUUCGUGGACAAAUUCGUUGCGAGAGCACUUGAAUAUCGACGUGCUCAUCGGGCUGGCGAAACCACGAGUAACGAGAAAGAGAAGGGGAAGUAUAUCUUUGCGAAUGAAUUGGCUCUAGCCACCGACGAUCCCAUGCAAAUUCGCGGCGAGUUAUUGAAUAUCCUGCUUGCAGGUAGAGAUACAACUGCGGGCCUGCUUAGCAACACAUUCUUUGUUCUGGCACGUCGACCAGAUAUCUGGGCCAAACUCCAGAACGAAGUCGACCGGUUAGAAGGAAAGCGGCCGGGUUAUGAGACAUUACGGAGCAUGAAGUAUCUGAAGUUUGUUUUGAAUGAAUCACUCCGCCUGUACCCAUCAGUUCCAGGCAAUUCACGAUUCGCCAAUAAAGCCACCACGAUUCCAGUCGGUGGUGGCCCAGAUGGCAAAUCACCAAUCUUCAUUCCCAAAGGUGGAACUGUCGCGUAUUCAACCUACUCAAUGCAUCGCCGCAAGGACCUUUAUGGUGAGGAUGCAGAGGAAUAUAACCCCGACCGCUGGGAGAUUUUGCGUGUAGGAUGGGAAUAUCUGCCAUUCAAUGGAGGACCAAGAAUUUGUGUCGGACAGCAAUUCGCCUUAACGGAGGCCGGCUAUACGAUUGUGAGAUUGCUGCAAAAGUUCGAGAAGAUUGAGAGCAGAGAUCCGACGCCCUGGUUAGAAAACCUGCAUCUUACUUUGAGUUCAGGAAACGGUGUACAAGUCGCGUUAUUUGCUCGAUGA
Messenger RNA from Hyaloscypha bicolor E, 1503 nucleotides. RefSeq names its product putative cytochrome P450 alkane hydroxylase. The coding region runs from base 1 to 1503 and encodes 500 amino acids. NCBI's taxonomy places the organism in Eukaryota, Fungi, Ascomycota, Leotiomycetes, Helotiales, Hyaloscyphaceae. The record is from RefSeq and is a predicted model, not a curated record. Gene Ontology annotation, molecular function: heme binding; oxidoreductase activity, acting on paired donors, with incorporation or reduction of molecular oxygen, reduced flavin or flavoprotein as one donor, and incorporation of one atom of oxygen; iron ion binding. The transcript has 3 exons.